CCCCAAAUCUGACUCUCUCUCUCUCUCAAAGAAUCUUCCCGAAACCCUAUAAAUCAUCCCAUCGCCGUCAUCCACGCCACCGUCUCAGACUUCAUGUCCAUCGUCCAGCGCCUCACCGGCCCGUCUUCUUCAUCUAUAUCUCCGUCCGGCGCCGGAGACCUCUCUCCUGCUGCGAGGAUCGCCUCCAUCGAGAAAACCAGCCUGUCGGAUAGAGAGAGAGACAGGGCCGGCAACGCUGCCGCGGUUAUGGGUAUGGUGGAAGGAGAGGGAGCAGUAGAACUGGGUCAGGCUCAUCCGGGGAUAUCAUCUCCUGCGCCGACUACUUUGGCUCCAAUUCCCGAUGGUUUCUUCUCUCCAGGAAAUGAACCGCACAGCUUUCCUCCGUUCCACGAUCUGAGUCCGUUUUGGCAUAAUGGGUUCACGGCAAGUCCUUCGGGGUUGUUUUCAGCUCCUUUGAUUUCUCCAUCUCCUUCUUCGAUGGACUUAUUCAACAAUUUUUUGGACUUUUAAGGCUUUAGCUCUGUGCCGCCGUGCUUUGGAAGGAAGAAAAACCACGAAAACGCCUGCAAAUUUUCACAUUUCAAAGUGGUAAACUAUUUUUCAUUGACUGACUUUUGGUGGAAUCAAAAUUUUCCAACAUAACUAUUUGUUUUUUUUUUCUCCUCAUUAAUAUAAUCAGAAAAAUGUUUAUACCACUAGGCUUGUAUUCUAAUUGGGUAUGAAUCCAAUUAUGUAAUUUUUGGGGA
Carya illinoinensis is the source of this 746-nucleotide messenger RNA. RefSeq names its product protein MKS1-like. The transcript has a single exon. The record is from RefSeq and is a predicted model, not a curated record. The coding region runs from base 94 to 510 and encodes 138 amino acids. Lineage: Eukaryota; Viridiplantae; Streptophyta; Magnoliopsida; Fagales; Juglandaceae.